Mesorhabditis spiculigera is the source of this 636-nucleotide messenger RNA. Lineage: Eukaryota; Metazoa; Nematoda; Chromadorea; Rhabditida; Rhabditidae. The record is from the annotation of a GenBank genome assembly.
AUGCUGAUUACUACUGUUGUUAUUGCCGCGCUCAGCUGCUAUGCCCUGGCUGGCCCCGUACCUAUGGAAAUCAAAAUCGAGGAUAUCGACUGGAAGAACGGCGGGGAGGAGAUGUUCAUGAAAAUUCUCCGGCGAAACCGCCCCGUUGCCCCACCAUCCCCAUGCCCGGAAGGCUGGGUAUUCUCCCGGGAAUUCGCUGCUUGCUAUAAGAAAAUCGUCAACGUCAACUUCGAGGAGGCAGAGGCCGAGUGCAAGAAGGAAGGCGCCAACCUAGCCUCAAUCCACUCGGAUGCUGAGAACCAACUGCUAUACAAAAUGGUCAAGACUGAGACGCCUCGUUUCUCCGACCAAGAUCAGCUUCUCCUCGGCGCACGCAGGGUCGACGGAGAGUGGAUGUGGAUCGAUGGCACCAAGUUCGACUACAAGCCUUGGGCCCAGGGAGAGCCCAACGAUUGGCAAUACACGUCUGAGGAGGCCGAGGAGCGGUUCGAGGACUGUGUGGCGAUGUACACCUCUCCGCUCGGCAGCAACGAACCUGUCCAUCCCUACCUUGGACGGUGGAACGACAACGUCUGUGAAGGAACUUACGAGGCUGCCAUCUGCAAGAAGAAGCCCCACUAUAUCCACAAGAUCUUC